AUGUCUUUAUUCAUUAUUUUUUCUGUUUUUGAAGCAAUAUUUGAUUUUUCAUAUACUGGGAAAUCUCAGAAUAAAACACUUGAACCUGGAUACUAUAAAUUUGAAGUUUGGGGUGCACAGGGUGGUGGAUCUGCAUACACUCAAUCUGGUCAAGGAGGUAAAGGAGGUUAUUCUGUUGGUUAUUUAAACCUUGCUGAGACGACAACAAUAUAUAUCCAAGUUGGAGGUGUUGGAAAAGCAGCAGUAUAUAGAUUGGCAGAAGGUGGAUACAAUGGAGGUGGCUGUGCAUGGUCAUCCGAUUAUGGUGAUCCAGGACAUGGUGGUGGAGGUGGAACAGACAUCAGAAUCAAUGAAGAUGACAUUUAUUCACGUGUAAUUGUUGCAGGAGGCGGUGGAGGUGGUGGAGAAGAUAAUGAAAUGGGAGGUUAUGGAGGUGGCCUAACUGGAGGUGGAAAUUCAGCUGGAAAUAAUUAUCCAGGUACUCAAACUUCAUCAUCAAGUGGAGGUGCUUUCUUUCAAGGAGCACAUACUGCAUGGGAUGGAGGUGGUGGAGGUGGAGGUACUCAAGGUGGCUCUCAAACGAAGCCAACAGGAAAUUCUGAAGGUGAUUCUAAUGGAGGUAGUGGAGGUAGCGGUUAUGUUUACACAGAAUCAACAGCAAAAAACUAUCCAAUUGAAUGCAAACUAACACCGAAAUACUAUUUGACAGAAGCAUCUACAACUGCUGGAAAUCAACAAAUCACAAAACCAGAUGGAACAACAUCCACCGGACAUUCAGGAAAUGGAUUUGCAAGAAUUACUGUAAUUGAUGCCGAUUUUAAUUAUUUGAUAUUAGAUAACGAGUUAUCUGUCAAUGGAUUCGGUAAUAGAUGUGCCAAUGUUGUUGUCAUAAAAACAGUAUUAACUGGAAAGAAUAUUAUUUCAAUUGCAAAUAAUGCAUUCAAAGAUCAAAGUUGUAUCACAGAGGUGAAAAUACCAGAAACAAUCAGAAAAAUUGGUUCUAGUGCAUUUGAGAAUUGCGAAAAUCUUGUUAAUGUUUCAUUUAUUACUUCAUCAUCACUUAUUUCAAUUGGAGAUUCAGCAUUUAAAAUGUGUUCUAAACUUAAUUCUAUAUGUGAUUUAUCUAAAGUUACAUCACUUGGUGAAUAUUGUUUUCAAGGGUGUUCUUCACUUCAAUCUUUAAGUAUACCGCAAGUUACUUCUCUAAGUAAUUCACUGUUUCGAGAUUGUACUGGUCUUACAUCAUUAAAUUUAUCAGAAAAUUUAAUUUCAAUAGGAACUAGUGCUUUUCAAAAUACAACUUUUUCAAUUUUCAACAUUUCAUAUUUAAAUAAAAUAGAAUCAAUUUCAUCUUCUGCAUUCAAAGAUUGUUUUAAUUUAGAAGAAGCAUAUAUUCCACAAGAGUUAGAUAGCAUUGGAGAUAAUGCAUUUGAGAACUGUGAGUCAUUAAGGUAUGUAAAUCUUCCAUUUAACUUGAAAUCACUUGGGAAGUUCUGCUUCUCUGGCUGCAGGAAUUUGCAACAGAUUUAUAUUCCUUAUUCACUCAUUAAUAUAAAAAAUUAUGCAUUCGGUUCCAGUGGAAUUGAAACUGUUUUAAUUCACUCGGAUGCAGUUGUUGAUGGUUAUGCAUUCUAUAACUGUACUUUUCUAAAAAGAGUUGAGAUAUUUGAUAAUGCUAUCGUGAUGCCUAAUGGUUUCUCUAAUUGCACAAACAUCCAAAAAGUUGUUGUGUAUGAUUAUGUAACUCUUUUCAAUAAUUCUUUUGAUACUAUCAGUUCAAGUGUUUUCUAUUUCGGAACAACUGAUGUUUGCUACCCAAACACUGCAGAAGAGUUAGCAAGAAUCAACAGCACUGAAAUUUAUGUAAGGAAUGAGUAUCCAUCAGAUAAAUUCUGUGAAAUACAGAUUGUAAAAUGUACUUCUGAUUCUGUCUCAUCAAGCAAGUGUUUAAACACUCCGUAUUACAAUGAUAUGCAAAGACUGGUAUUAAGAGCUCGAAGAAGACGAUGA
Messenger RNA from Trichomonas vaginalis G3, 2010 nucleotides. Its product is annotated as protein kinase a regulatory subunit binding. Lineage: Eukaryota; Parabasalia; Trichomonadida; Trichomonadidae. Bases 1 to 2010 code for a protein of 669 amino acids. The transcript has a single exon. The record is from RefSeq and is a predicted model, not a curated record.